Messenger RNA from Diorhabda carinulata, 1010 nucleotides. Its product is annotated as palmitoyltransferase ZDHHC20-B-like. Gene Ontology annotation, cellular component: endoplasmic reticulum; Golgi apparatus. Bases 2 to 934 code for a protein of 310 amino acids. Gene Ontology annotation, molecular function: protein-cysteine S-palmitoyltransferase activity. The record is from RefSeq and is a predicted model, not a curated record. Gene Ontology annotation, biological process: synaptic vesicle maturation; peptidyl-L-cysteine S-palmitoylation; protein targeting to membrane. The transcript has 4 exons. NCBI's taxonomy places the organism in Eukaryota, Metazoa, Arthropoda, Insecta, Coleoptera, Chrysomelidae.
UAUGUCAAAUUUCACUAGAAGAAUUUUACCGGUUAUUCUAUUUUCUCUUUAUUUGUUUUUGUACCAUUCUUACAUGAUUGGAUUUAUAUUUAUGGACCCUACACUAACAGUAGCUCAAUUACUUCUUUAUACACUUAUAUUUAAUGGGUUUUAUUACAUGAUGGUAUGGUCAACACUGGCCACAAUGUUUCAACCCUUACCUGUCGUACCCGAAGAAUUUAGAUUGACACCCUUGGAAAUAAAACUUUAUAGUCAUAGUAUUGUUGAAAAAAAACCUCACAUCCUUAAAUUUUUUUAUGAGAAAAAGGGUCUUAUUGUCUUAACCAGAACUGGAAGAGGAAAUUUGAGAUAUUGUGGACAUGAGUUUCAGUUUAAGCCUGAUAGAGCACAUCAUUGUUCCCAAUGUAGCAUGUGCAUCUUGAAAAUGGAUCACCAUUGCCAAUGGCUGAAUACUUGUAUUUGUCUAACUAACCAAAAAGGUUUCAUACUUACAAUGGUUUACACCUUUUUUGUAUGUUUCUUUUACGUAUGUUCUUCGUUCAAUAGGUUUGUUAUAUUUUGGACCGGAGAUAAACAAGAUAGAACGCAUCAUUUUUACCCUUUGGUUACAGGUUUUAUUUUAGCCUUGACGUUAAUACCAAUAACAGCAAUUUUCAGUAUGUUCCAUAUCGGACUCAUAGUUCAAAAUAAGACACUUAUUGAAGAUGUUAGGCCACCCAUCUUUUUUUCUGGCCAGGAAACUUUUGACUUGGGUGCCAUUCCAAAUAUAGCACAAGUAUUUGGUUACAGUGUGUUACUGUGGCCGCUACCAAUUUUCAAUCAAGAAGGUGAUGGUACUUUUUUCCCAACUAGAAGAAUUCGCAGAAGAUCCGAUCAACCUUUUGAUUUGCCCAGACAUAAACUUGAAAGAAACUUUUCAGAUUUUGUAAGAUGAACACGUAUUUGUUCAUCAUAAUGUCACUAUCACAAUAAAAAUAGUGACUGCUUAUUCUUUAUCAAAUAUAAUCAUU